GCAAUAGAAUAGAACCGAGGCUGCGCAUACUCAGAAGGCGGUCUGGGAGCUGAGUGCCGCGCGAUGGCGGGCACGGGCUUGGUAGCCGGGGAGGUGGUGGUGGAUGCGCUACCAUACUUUGACCAAGGCUACGAGGCGCCCGGUGUGCGGGAAGCGGCUGCGGCCCUGGUGGAGGAGGAAACGCGCAGAUACCGACCUACCAAGAACUACCUGAGCUACCUGACAGCCCCGGAUUAUUCUGCCUUUGAAACAGACAUAAUGAGAAAUGAAUUUGAAAGGCUGGCGGCUCGACAACCGAUUGAGUUACUCAGCAUGAAACGAUAUGAACUUCCAGCUCCUUCCUCUGGUCAAAAAAAUGACAUUACUGCGUGGCAAGAAUGUGUAAACAAUUCUAUGGCCCAGUUGGAGCAUCAGGCGGUCCGGAUUGAGAAUCUGGAGCUGAUGUCACAGCAUGGAUGUAAUGCCUGGAAAGUGUACAACGAAAAUCUUGUUCAUAUGAUUGAACAUGCACAGAAAGAGCUUCAGAAGUUAAGGAAACAUAUUCAAGAUUUAAACUGGCAGCGAAAGAACAUGCAGCUUACUGCUGGGUCUAAGCUGAGAGAAAUGGAGUCAAAUUGGGUGUCACUGGUGAGUAAGAACUAUGAGAUUGAGCGGACUAUUGUACAACUGGAGAACGAAAUCUAUCAAAUCAAGCAGCAGCACGGGGAGGCAAACAAGGAAAACAUCCGCCAAGACUUCUGAUGAUGCGGCAGCAAGGAAGGGAAGCGGGCUCCAGAGACUUAGCAGGGGACUCUGUCAGAGUGACUGUUGAUGACUGCCUGUUUAGACAGGAUGGACUGUGUAACUGUUGUAUUGCUUCUGUGUAUGUCUUAGCAAAAUAAAGAUUGCCAACAUGUUGCUAUUUUUAUAGCUACAAAAACCUGGGUUUUCAAAGUGAGUAUGAAUUUAGAAUAAUCUUGUCAUAUUUUCUAGCAGAAGUCCUUUUUUUUUUUUUUUCUUCAAAUUUUGUAAUGAAGCUCCUUUAUUUUUAAGGCUUACAACACGUUCAGGAAACUGGGAACCUUGAAUUUGUGUUUUGUUGAAUAAAGUUACAGUUGUAAACAUUUUA
This is a messenger RNA of Arvicanthis niloticus (Nile rat), 1108 nucleotides long. It is a transcript of the gene Bcas2, whose product is annotated as BCAS2 pre-mRNA processing factor. Gene Ontology annotation, cellular component: catalytic step 2 spliceosome; precatalytic spliceosome; Prp19 complex. The record is from RefSeq and is a predicted model, not a curated record. NCBI's taxonomy places the organism in Eukaryota, Metazoa, Chordata, Mammalia, Rodentia, Muridae. Gene Ontology annotation, biological process: mRNA processing.